This is a messenger RNA of Suillus paluster, 546 nucleotides long. RefSeq lists its product as uncharacterized. NCBI's taxonomy places the organism in Eukaryota, Fungi, Basidiomycota, Agaricomycetes, Boletales, Suillaceae. The transcript has 4 exons. The record is from RefSeq and is a predicted model, not a curated record. The coding region runs from base 1 to 546 and encodes 181 amino acids.
AUGGCUCAAAUAUCGAAGGCCAAACGGUCAGCCCGUCUGUGUUGGGCACGGGAAAGGCAGGCACGCUUGCCAGCUGCCAGGCAAGCGGAGGAACUUCUGAGAGUGCCCGCCGGUGCUGCUCAGCCAAGGCGCAGCAGGCCCAGACGCCAGGUUCAGGUCCCUGGACCUGGAGUGUAUCUUGGCACGCGGUCGCGUGCUGGUGCUGCAGCGCCACUCCAUGAUGUGGGUAUGUUGCCCCCACCUGCGCCGUCACCCUCACCGUCACCCCCACCCACUCCUGUCAUGUCAUCCCCCCCGGUCAUCAAGGGGGAGACAGGUGACGUCUUCCGCGUCCUCCCCAAGAUGGAGGAACCCCUCACCAUCAAGGAGGAACCCCUCCCCUUCAAGCUGGAGGAUGCUAACUUGACGCAGGAGGUCAUAAAGAAGGAGGAGAUCAAGGAGGAGCCGGUCCUCCAGGAUGUUCGGGUCGACGAACGACAGGACGACGGAGUUGGGGGAGCUCGAGAAUUUAUAUGGUCAUUUCAGAAAUACAUUUCAAAGUUGUAA